AUGGUCGUUACAAGAAACGUCAAAAAACUUCAGUUGACGUUUUACCCUGAAGAGGAGAAUGAGGAUGUCCAGCUCCCCCAUUGUCUUGUGACUUGUUGUUCCUUGGAGGCAUUAAUGUUGGAUUUUAAUUAUCGUGGUCUAAAGUUGCCUAAUAUUAUGGGGUUUCCUGGGCUUAAGGAUAUUUAUUUGGCCUAUGUUGACUUGAGAGACGACAAUUUGGUAAAAGGUUUUCUAGAAAGCUGCCAUUCGCUUGAGUAUCUGGGUUUGUUACACUACAUGCUAUGCAAACUUGAUCUUCAUUCUAUUUCUCGCCCGAAGCUCAAGAAGCUUAACAUUCUUAAUGUGGCCCUUAUUGAUGAGGGCUAG
Messenger RNA from Lactuca saligna, 366 nucleotides. Lineage: Eukaryota; Viridiplantae; Streptophyta; Magnoliopsida; Asterales; Asteraceae. The record is from the annotation of a GenBank genome assembly.